AUGAGUUAUAUGAAAUUGUUGAUUGUAUUAUGCACAGUUGUAGCGAUUUGUUCUCUUUUUGUAAGCGUUUUAUUUUAGUUUAAAUAUUAGUAUACUAACCUGAUAAGUAGGUACCGACUAAUCCUUUAGAGGUUCUGGUGAUGAAGCUUUGGUUAGUAGUUUUUCAUUUUUGCUUUAAAAGUUUUUGAACGUAAGGACAUACUAUUGUAGAUCUCUAACACCCUGUUCUCGUCACUUCGUACAACACUUCGGUCGUGCUUUGGCGGUCCGUCGACAAUGACUUCAUCAACUGUAGCUGGCACUUCUCCUUAUGAGACUAAGGCUAUUGGAGAACACAAGAGUACUGUAAGUUGUUUAGAGAACAGAAAAAAAAUUGUAAGCAUGGUUGCUAAUGAUACCUGUGAUCGAUUUUUUAAUGUUUGCUAUAACUUUAAUUGUUUGGCAUGUUGUUUUAUUUUAUACGUUAGUAACAACGUAGUAAAUUUUAAUUUUUAGUUGAUCUUCUUCCACGGAUUGGGAGAUCAAGGCGUUGGAUGGAGCCAAAUCCUAUCGGGUCAUUUGAACAAGGCUGGAAUUAAAGUAGUCUGCCCAAAUGCGUAAGUUUUGCUCAUUACCUACUUUUUAGUUUUAUUGUACAUGCUUAUAUAGUAAGUUUAUUAUAUUGUACAGGCUUCUUUAAGUUUCAGUUUUUUAGUGUCUAAUGUCAAAUCUACUUUGGCUUGCCCACGUUGUAUGUCAGAUCUAAAUAAUUUUUUUACAGUGCCUCCCGGCCGGUCACUCUCAACUUUGGUAUGCAAAUGCCAGCUUGGUACGAUCUGAAAGGACUGAGUCCCAACUCAGAAGAAGAUGCACCAGGAAUUGCGACAGCAACCGACUAUGCUCAUGCAUUGAUCCAGAAAGAGAUUUCUCAGGGAAUUCCAUCGGAGAAGAUCUUCAUUGGCGGAUUUUCAAUGGGCGGAGCUCUGGCCAUUCACGCCGGAUUAACGUUCUCUUCCAAGCUGGCUGGUGUUAUCUCGCUUAGCGGUUUCUUGCUUCAAAGGGAUACGGUCGAAGGGGUAGGUAUCGUAUAAUAGUAAAGUAAAAUUACAUAUUAUUUCCUUAUAGGUACAGUUUUUUAGAUUAUAUAUGAAACUUAAUAUCUAAAUUACGAUUGUUUUAGAAAGUAAGCGUCAACAAGCAAACCCCAGUAUUCUUGGGCCAUGGCCGCAACGAUCCUUUAGUUCCACUGACUUUUGGCCAAAUGACCGAACAAAAGGUCAAGACUUUCAAUCCGAAUGUUGUGUUUAAGACUUACAACUGUGAUCAUUCCAGCACCGAAGAGGUGAGUGAUAUAAUAAGUUACAUUACAAUAGUUAGUGGCGCAGUAUUAAUAAUAGGUACUCAUAAAGACAAGAACAAGAGCUAGUAUUGUCAUAAUAUGUGUAAUUCAGUAAUAAAUCUUCAGGAACUUGUCGAUGUCACCAACUUUGUCAAAAAGCAAUUGAGUUAA
This is a messenger RNA of Bursaphelenchus okinawaensis, 1489 nucleotides long. The record is from the annotation of a GenBank genome assembly. Lineage: Eukaryota; Metazoa; Nematoda; Chromadorea; Rhabditida; Aphelenchoididae.